Molecule: messenger RNA, 7714 nt
Organism: Gigantopelta aegis
Lineage: Eukaryota; Metazoa; Mollusca; Gastropoda; Neomphalida; Peltospiridae
Exons: 30
Coding region: 16-7269 (2417 amino acids)
Biological process (GO): lipid transport
Molecular function (GO): lipid carrier activity
Source: RefSeq, a predicted model, not a curated record
UGCGUCAGUUGCAUCAUGCUGCGAUUGACACUGCUUGCGAUAAUCCUCGGCGUUGCCGCUACGCGGCUUGUCGAGAAAACCUUCAAACCCCAGCGUGAAUAUAUCUACCACUAUGAAACACAGACUAUCUCAGGAAUGCCCGGAUUGAGCAAGAUUUACUCUGGUCUGAAGAUAAAGGCAGUUGCACGAGUACAAUUCCACACGGCUUCGAUGGUCAGAAUGAUGUUUGAGUCUGUCCAGGUAUACAAAAUCAAUGAGGCAGUCAUGGUCAUGGAUCCCACCAAACAGAUCCUCCCUGACAGCAUCCUCACCCCUGUGUACGACAAAGAACUCAUCACACCGCUCACAUGGCCAGUUACGUUUGAGUAUGUUCGUGGACACGUGACCAACAUCAAAACUCUGACGGAUGAUCCUCAUUGGUCCGUGAACAUCAAGAGAGGUUUGAUCAGCAUCUUCGUGGUGAACACGAAACAGAAAAUGGCCACCCAACCCAAGAUACACAGUCCUUUCGGAGCCACACUCUUUAGAGCUUUUGAGACAACCUCUUCUGGUAUGUGUGAGACAGAGUACAUCGUGCACCCAGUCAAGGAGGUUCCUAACGCCAUGAAGGUGAUCAAGGUGCGAAACUUCCACAACUGUCACUCCAGACCAGUGUGGUUCAAGACGAUGAUCAACGCCUUCAAGUGCGCCGAGUGUGUGUCCGAGAUGAACCAGCCAAUCACGGAGUCCGCCCAGGUGACCUACUCGAUGCUGGGCACCAUGACCAAGUUCCUCAUCACCAGUGCCAUGGUUGAGAGUCAGUACAGCUUCAUGCCGUACACCCCGGAGAAGGGCCGAGUUACAACAUUCAUCAACCAAACGAUGCACCUGGUUGAUGCGAAGGAUAUCCGACACACCGUGCCGAUCGAGGACCUCCCACCCACGAAAGCGACAGUCCGGAGCAUCGUGUCCUUCAUCCCCGAGUACGUCCGUGAUCCGACCAUGCCGUUCGGCGACCAGAUCAGCCCGGAGGUGAAACGACCAAUGUUUGGAAUGAUUAACUACACCACAGAACACGUUGGAACGUUGCUGAAAGUGGCUGCCCAGAUUUUGACCAAAACUGUACCAGUAGAAGCCACCGAAUACCCCAUCGUCAUCGUCAACAUCCUGCGAAACGUUAAUGCCUCGGUAAUCCACGAGAUUUGGACUAAAUACGGCAUUCCAACCACAACAGAAACACCCCUCGUGACCAACAUGAGGAAAGUCUUGUGGACCACUAUGCCCAUUGCCGGAUCGUUCCCAGUCUGCCAGGAGAUCCUCACAACCUGUGUCAAGGAACUGAUUCCACUGACCACGUGCGCCAACUUCGUCAAUGCCAUGGCACUGACCGCCGAACCAAGCGUGCAUCUCUUCAACACACUCAUUAAAAUUGCGACUGGACCAACCAUGACCAUGAACGCCCAGUGGAAGCGGGCCGUGUUUCUGAGCAUCGGCGUGCUCACACACAAGAUGGUGGAGUACUACCACGUGGAGAUGACAAAGAUUCUGAAGCAGGUGACCGUGGUCGAGCAGAUCAUCCAGCUGGGCACGGAGAAGUCCAAGAAGGAAUUGCACGUGAUGCAGACCACCAUCGAGGAGACUGAGGCCCAGCUCAACACUCUGUACACACAGGUGGCGAGACAAAUCGUAGAGGUCGCGAGGAACCAGCUGGCCAAGGUUCAACCCAAUGAGAAGCUGUUGGCGCUGAAGAUGAUCGGUAACGCCGGACUGAAGGAGACUCUGCCAUACGUGGAGGAAGUCAUCUUCAACCCACAGAUGCCGGAAAUUGUUCGAGUUAACGCCAUUUUUGCCCUCAGAAGGAUUGCAACAAGAUACCCAAUACUGGUGAGAGAAAUCGUUCGUCCUGUUGUCGUGGACACGAUGGUGAAGAGCUCUUUGAGGAUUGCCGCGUUCACCAUGGUGAUGGACACGAAGCCGGAGAUAUGGGUCAUCGAAUCCAUCGCCAAGCACCUGCACCAUGAGAAAGACCUGCAAGUGGCGUCCUACAUCUACACGUACAUGCAGAGCAUGGCCAACUCCACACACCCGUGCUACCACCUACACACAAAGAACUGCUCCAUUGCUAUCCAGUAUGCGCCCAAGAUCAAUCCAGGUUUCUUGUAUUCCACGUUCCAUCGCAUCAUCACAAAUCACAAUGAUUAUGUGAAAGUGUUCGGAUUCUUGGACAUUGCUACAAUUGGAUCACCUUCCACCAUCCUGCCAGCGUCACUGAGUACGGUCUUCAACAUGCAGGCCUUGGGAGUCUCCACGAACAUCAUCGAGUUUGGAUACCACACGGAAGGACUCGAAGCCGUCGUAGACAAGCUGAUUGGACCAACUGGCAUCCUGACCAUGAAGAAAUCCAUCCUGGACAUUCUCAGAUCUCCACGAAGUGUUUCCGGAAAACACAAGAUUGAAGAAAUUAUUAAGAAGCUGGCUGUAACCAUUCGUCACCUUCCGAUCCCAACUGGUCACGCCUUCAUCAAACUGUUUGGUCAUGAGCUGAGGUACUUCACGUUUGACGAAACCAUGAUGGACAUUAUCAACAAAGCUAAGAUCACGACAAAGUUCGAUGAACAGAAAUGGAUGGUGACCCAGCCCGUUGAUGUUCGCAACAGCAUGCUGCUGGGCGACGUGCACAUCAUCUUCCCGACAGAGGCAGGUCUUCCAGUGACCAUGGCCCUCUCAAUCGCCACGACAUUCAGAAUCAACGGCUCCCUCGCAUUCAAGGUGACGCCUUCAAUCUUUGAGACGAAGAGAGCAGGAGAAGCCCCGAUUGAAGCAGCAGCCACGGUUUCCUUGACUACAAGCGCCGCUGUUGAAAUCCGUGGAUCAAUGCACAUCGAUGCCUUUGUUACUAAGGUUGGAACCGCAUUCCACAUGACAACCCACGUGAUGACUCCAGUAGCCGCUAACGUGACCUACAACAUGAUGACUCACAAACUGAUAACUGAAAUCGCUCCACCUGUACAGACAGAGCCACUGGUAGCAAUUGAAGUUGUACCUUACACGUUCGAGACCGUUGGAAUGACCACGAUGAAAAGGAAAUACAUUGAACUGGUCGAAGAAGCAAGUCUCAACGAGGUUGUUAUUGACUUCGGCAACACGACCCUGGGAAUGGAAGUCGUUGGAUACGUGAAGGUGCCAAGCACUGUGACCACCUACCCCAUCCCAUUGGCUGGCCGAACCUCGAUCACCGUGUUCAUGAGGCCCGGCGUUCACGUUCCGCCAGUGAUCAAGAUCCACGCCCAGUUCCUCUCCACCGUCGUCGCUCCCAGCACUCAGACGCCAACAACAGGUACAACUGCCACGGCCACCUCUAAUGUACCGACACAUGCCGCAACUAGUGUUAACCCAACAUCCAACUGUGAUGGCUGGUGGUCCGCCCUUACACUGUGUAUCGUUGGUUCCGAGAAUGCGCAGACCGAGCAGGCCCUGCAGAUAGCCGAGCAGACGGCGAUACCAGUGCCAGACUACCCAGACCUCACCGUCACUGACGUCACCAUUAUUCAGCUGAUGAAGAAGUUGCAGACGAAGCUGGGCACCAGCCAGAAACUCAUUAAUAUCGGUGCCAAGUGGGGUGUGGUCGUAGUGAUUGAUGCCAGUACUCCAGUAGUGCCGAGGAAGAUGCAGGUGGAAUUGCUAUGGCAGACAGUCAACAACAGACAGCUACACCAAGUCGUCGCUCAUGUGCAGAGGACUCCAAUUCCAAGCUAUGACAUGCAACCUUGGGAGAUGAUCGUUCAAUCCAUGGUUCAAUUCCCUAGCAUCGUCGUGAAACCAGAACAGGUUUUGGAUCCCUUCUACCAGGAACAGGUGGUCAGGAAUAUGCAGUUUAUGACCAAACUCAAGCACCACGUUCCCCUUCUGCAGAUGCUAAACCAGACAGUGAAGGCCAUCCUUAGCAAGGAGAUGCAGAAUAUUGCUGGAAAUGUCGAACCAGCCGUCAUGAUCAAGAAACUCAUGCUCCAAGUGAUCACCAGCCGUGAGGACCCCUUCAUCGAAUCCAUGUUCCCACUCCUGACAAACAUGACCCCGAUUAUUGAAACCAUCAUGCCUCUUUGGGACCUGGUAUGGGAUCCGAUAGAAUUGGCCAAGAAUGAAGAAUUGUUGAUAUAUUUGGUAAAAUCUGUGGAGGUAAUCCAAGCGGAACUUAUUCACAAGAUAAAGAUGUUCAAGGAAUCCCCACCAACUACCAUGUACCCCAGUGUCUUGGUUCUCCAUUACACCAUCAUGGAACACUACCGCGCCCUCGUCGUUCUAACAACCAUUGGCAACAUGACCAUGAACAUGGAGUUCAUCAAGAAAGGAACCGUAAUCUGGCAACAAACAACCCAACUCCUCAAGGAGAUGGACACUGUAUACCUGACAUUCAGUGACAUACUGUACACUGUAGUGAACCCGACUCAAAGCCAGACAUCCGACAUCGUUACAAUUGUCCAGGAAGCCACAAAGCUGUCCAGUAUUCAGGCCGCUGCAAUCAAGUCGAUCGUCACCGAUAGAACAACUGCACGUUUCCCGGUCCUCCAGCCUGUAACUGAGAUGAUUGAAGCUACCCAACAGUCUAUGUUCACUAUUGAUGCCAUACUCCUGAAAUCACUGAUAACAACCAUCCCAGUCGCCCCAGUCAUCAUUCAACUGGCACUGCAACAGAAUAUGAUCUACCUCCAGCUGGUCCACACCAAAAACAUUAUUGUAGUCCCACAACCUAUUGUAUUUGAUUACGAGAAGACAGUAGCAGAACUUCAUUCGCAGUCCGCAGUCCUGACCACACGAGCAGCUGCCAUGACUAAAUUUAUGGUUGAAUACUGGUCUGUUAAAGAUAUAUUCUCGCCUGAUGAAAUAACACUUGUUGAAAAAAUACAGCAAUUGCAACUGACCAUUGGAAUUCUGGAUACAAAGGUCUUGAGCCUGAAGCAGCUGGUUCGUCUUUCUACCUUGGAACAACAAGCUACUGAAGUGGUAAUGCAAGACAUUAAUGUGAUACUGGAUAAGACCGUUGCAUUAUUACACACAGUUGUUGACAUCACAAAUGACGUGUUGCUGCCUGGAACUGAUCCCAAGAUUAUUUUGUACGCAAAGGUCACAGCUGCAAUGGUGAAUAUGAAAUAUGUUAUGCACGAACUGAAGUCCAUCAUCCUUAGCAGUACCGUUGGAACGAACACAUUCACUUUCCUGACGGUUACAAGACAUAUUAACGUGCUGAUUAUCAACUGCACUGACAUAGAGUACACUGUCACUAGAGCCUUUGAAAACUUUGUCCUUUCCGCCAACACGCUCCUCGUCAAUCCAACUCACCCGAUGCCACAGGACCUGGUCAUGGUUACCUUGCAUAUGGUUAUGACCAACCAGAAAGAUGCGCAGAUGGAAAUCGAAAGCCUGAAAACUUCGAAACCAACAGCUCUGCCUCAUAGCAUCGAGAUGGCCAUUCGACACGUCAUGCAGCGAAUCAUGCAGUUCCAGCAGAAGAUCCAGAUGGUGGAACAGCUUGGCGUCCAGAGUAUCACCCCGAGCACUGAUCUCCUAGCAAUGGUAAUUGCGCAACAGAAGGGACUGAUUGCCGCCAUAAAGGCUGUCAUCACGUCUGUGCAGAUCCACAUUCCAAUAGUCACUCCUUGGACCCUAAUGGUGAAAACCCUGGAGCAGCAGCUCAACGAGGUGGUUCUUUCACUGAGCCAGGUCAUCGAUCUUCCCUCGACGCCACCAACAGACACCAUGACUCAAAUGACACCAGAGAAGCAGGAGCUGGUAUCUUUGCUGAAUGGCGCUCUACCCAUGGCAACGACAGGCUACGUAAACAUCACCUUUGGUACCAUUGGUCUUACUCCCAAAACAGUCAUGGCACAGAUUUUCUACAGUAAGAGUAUCGAACAGCUGCUGUGGGAGUUCACCCAGAUCAGCCCGUUUGCUCGAAGCCCAGAAAUCGACACGUACCUGACGAAAUAUAUUUCUGGACGUGAGGUUAUCAACAUGCCCAGCAUGCCAAUCGUCAAGUUGAUGAACACUUUGCUGCACGGUCAUGUUAUGGUUAAAUAUACCGAGGCCGAAAUUCCAACACCAGUGAAGACGACAUUCUGGAAAGUGAUCGGCAUGAUCCCAACCUACUGGCGAGUGAACACAGAAUUUGCCACGCCUGUCAUGACGUCCACGGGAACAGUACACGUUCUGCACCACACCCGAUUCUCCAACAUGGCCUUCGAUGUCAUAGUGAUGACCCCUACGACGACGUUCAAAUGGAAGAACAUGGCGCUGCCCAGCACCCACUACCUGCCGACUGCCCUGCUGAAGACCCUCUGGAUGCCGCUGACCGCGACUCAGCCGUGGUUCAGACGCUCAAUGUACAAUCCAUAUGGCCACAUGGUACCAGCCACCUGUGAGGUGUCUCAACAAACCGUGAAGACCUUUGACCACGUGUACUACUCCCUACCCACCAUGGGAACCUGCCGUGCAGUACUGGCCAUGGACUGCUCCCCUCUGAAAUCAUUCGUUGUCGCAGUCACUCCAAUGACCCCAGAUUUCAUGACGAAGACCCUGCAAAUCAUCACCGCCGACUGGAUAGUUGACAUCAUCCCCUCGGGAUCGACGUUCAUCGUGAAGAUCAACAACGCUGUGCAGACCGUGGAGCCCGGCAAGCCAGUCAUCAUCGAAAAGACCCUCACCUACGGCAUUAAAUCUGUUGCUCUGAAGAUCUUUGUUGACCGAUUCUUGUGGGUGGAGAUGCCUCUGAUUGGACUCCAAAUAAUGACAAACGGCGACUACAUCAAGACUCAUGUGUCAACAAUAUUCAGAAGUAAGACAUGCGGUCUAUGCAGCAACUUCGAUGGCCAAUGGGUAGCCGAAUAUGAAGGACCAAAGGGCAACGUGUACACCGUUCCAACUCCGUUCGUUUCCAGCUACCUCAUCCCGGAACCUCAGUGCCACCACGAGAAGAUCCACCGCAAAUUUGCCAACUCCUACCCCACCGGGCACGCUAAAACCUGCGUCAUUUCGCAUACGACCCUGAUCAAGACUCUUAAGAAAAGCAAGCAGAUCUGCUUCUCCCUAGUCUCAGUUAAAGAAUGCCCCGCCACGUGCAAUGCCACGACCACCGCUGAGAGGAAAGUUGAUAUGUACUGCGUUACUAUGGACACGCCCGAGGCCAAGAAGAUUGAAACCGAGGUUACUCUAGGCAAAACAGAGAUUCUGAAGGGAAAACCAAAGUCCAACACCCAGAAGGUGACAGAACCGACGAAAUGUGUGCCGAUAGAGUAAGUGACACGAACUUUACCUGACCCCACCAUUCCCAUGGACUACGAGUAUUAAUGUUGCAUGUAAAUGGACGCUGUCAACGAUGUGUUUUAUAUGUGUUGGCUAUAAUGUGUGUUUUGUAAGUGUCUUUGUUUUUUGUGUUAUAUAAUAUAAUACAUAAUGGACAUGAUAAUCUAUAUUGUCUUAACAUCAUUUACAUAACACGUAAAAAAUGUUUUAGUUUUUUUAAUAUUCCACAUAUUAACAUCUAUCCUGGCAUAUCUCCUAAUAUUAUUCCAUUAGGACUACCAAAAACAUAUCAAUUUGUAACAUAUUGUUUGUUCGGUGUAUUGGUGUUAAAAUGUGUUUUGUUAUGUUGUUUAGACCGUCUUGUCUUGUCUCGUCUUGUGUUGUGCUGUUGCUUGUCGUGUUUGUAACAAUAAAAAUGCUAAAGCAAAUUUCAAAUGAA